AUGUCUAGUCGCGUCGAGAAAACGAAGUCUGGUUCUUCAAGGAAGACUCUUGCGCGUCGAGCCCUAGCGAUAUUCAUCGAAGAAUUUGGGUUUGAAAUGCCCUCUUGCUCAUCCUGCCGCGUUAAUCGACGUACUUGUCUCGUUGCGGAAGGGAAAAACAAUCGUGUGAUCCGAGAGAAGGAUCGUCUCGCUCGUCAAUAUAAGCAGGUCGAAGAGGCCCUAGAGGAGGCUAUGGCUCGUUUGCAGUGUAUCCGAAAACAAGAAAUCUUCGCUGAAAUGGUUGCCCGUAGUGUUGAGAGUAUGGAUGAGUUGGAUGCGGAGGAACGUCGAGAGGUCGAAGCGGCAGUGAACGCACUGCCGACAGAUACUUUAUCGAGCAUCGACUGGGCUUCUCUCGAGCUUCCGGAGGAGUUCAUUCUCGGUCCUAGCCCUGGUGAUACCGCUCAAACGACGGCAGGCGGCUUGUCGAAUUCGUAA
Molecule: messenger RNA, 477 nt
Organism: Drechmeria coniospora
Lineage: Eukaryota; Fungi; Ascomycota; Sordariomycetes; Hypocreales; Ophiocordycipitaceae
Exons: 2
Coding region: 1-477 (158 amino acids)
Source: RefSeq, a predicted model, not a curated record